Messenger RNA from Musca vetustissima, 726 nucleotides. RefSeq names its product sarcotoxin II-1-like. Gene Ontology annotation, cellular component: extracellular region. The record is from RefSeq and is a predicted model, not a curated record. NCBI's taxonomy places the organism in Eukaryota, Metazoa, Arthropoda, Insecta, Diptera, Muscidae. The transcript is spliced from 2 exons. Bases 1 to 726 code for a protein of 241 amino acids. Gene Ontology annotation, biological process: defense response to bacterium.
AUGAAGUGCAUUCUAUUGUUGGGAGCUUGUGUUGGCAUUCUAGCCUUUGCUGCUUUAACAGAGGCCCAACCACAACGAGUCUAUGUGCAAAAACUACCAUAUUAUCCACCACCAACUCAGCAACCCAGGAUUAUGAGAGCUCGUCGUUCUCCAGAUAAUCCCGCAACCAGCAAUGGAGUCUCAAUUAAAACCAAUACCGUUAGCAGUAACAUAUACAACGGUCCUUCGAACAAGGUGGAUGGCACUGUAACCCAAAGUAAAACCUUUUUCCCCAAUGGCAAAUUUGCUGAAUCCUCAUCGGGCUCGUUGGAUUGGAAAAAUUCCAUGGGUGUAGGUGGUUCCUUGAGUCGUGACAUUAACCAUGGUGUCAGUGAUAGUUUUACCAAAUCAUUGAGUGCGAAUAUUUUCAAUAACGAUCGAAAUAGCGUGGAUGCUAUUUAUUCACACACAAAUACAAAAUUGAAUAAUGGUUUUGGUUUUAACAAAGAAAGUAGUGGAGUGAAAUGGACUAAUGAAGGAGGACAUGGUUUGAGUGGUGGUGUAACGCGUUUUGAAGGUUUUGGCAAACAAGCAUCCGUGGGUGGUCACACAAAUCUCUUUACAUCUAGCGAUGGUAAUACUCGUUUGGAUGCAUUUGGUUCUGGUUCGAAGUGGUUAAGUGGUCCAUUGCAAAAUCAACGAGACUAUAAUUUUGGUAUUGGUGGAAGUCAUUAUUUCCGUGGUUAA